AUGAAAGGGAUGAUGAAGUUUGGAAAGAAUGGGAAACUUAGUCUCGGGUAUGUGGGGCCGUAUGAAAUUUUGAACAGACUCGGAAGUGUGGCAUAUGAGUUGAAAUUGCCCAAUGAGGUUUCCGUGAUUCACCCGAUAUUCCAUGUAUCUAUGCUCAAGAAGUGUAUAGGUGAUCUGGUGUUGAUUCUCCCUCUAGAAGGUUUAGGGGUAAAGCAGGAUCUUUCUGAUGAAGAGGUCCCGGUUGAGAUCUUAGACGGCCAAGUUGAGAAAUUGAGGAACAAGGAGGUUGCCUCAGUAAAAGUUCUUUGGAGGAACCACCUUGUUGAGGGUGCAACAUGGGAGGCUGAGACCGAAAUGAAGACCCGCUAUCCUAAUCUUUUCCCCCCCCCUACUGCUAGACAAAGUUAA
Messenger RNA from Solanum pennellii, 408 nucleotides. RefSeq lists its product as uncharacterized. The transcript has a single exon. The record is from RefSeq and is a predicted model, not a curated record. The coding region runs from base 1 to 408 and encodes 135 amino acids. Lineage: Eukaryota; Viridiplantae; Streptophyta; Magnoliopsida; Solanales; Solanaceae.